AUGAGUUCACCAUCGAUUUCGCCCAGAGUGCCGGAUAACUCGGACAUCAUCACCUCGCUAAGACGGGUGACUUCACUUGCUGGUAGAAAUUCUGUCAACGUAGUCUCCUCCAGACCGAUUACGCAGAUCGUCACGUCCAAGACAUGGGUGCUACCGCCAAGACCAAAACCAGGACGCAAACCAAGUUCGGAUAUUCCAUCUACAAAGCGUAAAGCUCAAAAUAGAGCGGCACAGAGAGCUUUCAGGGAGAGACGUGCCAAUAGAGUGGGCGAAUUGGAACAGCAGCUUAUGGAGUUAGAGCGCGAUAACAGCGUCAAGGAAGGAGUACUCUGCAAUACCGUUAAAACGUUACAAUCUGAGAACUGUGGACUUAAAAAGCAAGUCGAGGAGAUGAAGAAUACUAUUUCACGGUUGACUGAUGAGGUUAAGAGUUUAACGCAAGAAAAGUCGAAGGCUGUUCAUUCGGAUCCCGUGAGUCCUGCAGAAUACCACGUAAGUGCUAAGAGACGUAAGGGUAGUGGUGUUCGAAGCAUGAACAACUCCAGUUUAUCUGUAUCAUCGGAUAGCGAGCCAUUAACUCCGCCAAGAACCGAGACUCUUUCGAAAAGCCAUAACAGCACAGAGAUUGCAGAGGCUGCCUCUGUGAUGAUAAACUUUAAAAAUUCUGGCAGCGUGCCGUCUUCUCUAUCCGUUAAAACAGAUAAAUGUGGCCUAUGUUCACGCGACGAGUGUAUGUGUAAAGACGCUGGACUCAGAGAGUCAAGAAACUCAUCAGGGUCGUUAUCGGAUAUAUUAAACGGCUUCAAGCCGAUGGCUGCUGUACCAUUAAAGUCGGGCACCUCAUCUGAAAUAGAUUUCACUACAAAAUCGAAGUCAAAUUUGAUGAGAAAAAUGCCUACAUUAUCGAAUGUUGUGUCUGCCGUAAAGGCCUCUUCGAUGUCUUCUUCAUCUACAUCCUCGUCGUCUUUUCUUGACCACGCGGCGGCAAAUUCCAGCGACGGUGUCAACUAUGAAGAGUCUGUAAUUUCUCCUGACGAAAAGUGUGGUUUCUGUUCUGAGGAUACUCCCUGUCUAUGUCGCGAGAUUGCUGAACAGAAGAAGUUGAGAGAUGACUCCAAAAGCAAGUCGUCCCUAGAGGCUUUGUCUUCUUCUAUUCUGUCCCCAGAACGCCUACAGCAGAUUAAGAAACAGAUAGCUAUGUGUACAGGAAGUCCAGGUUCUUGCCCCCAGUGUCAGAAGGAUCCGAUGUCUACAUUAUUCUGUACAACCAUUGCUGCAACUUCCGGAGUGCGUUUUCAGGAAGCUCCGGUACUCAGGAAAAGCAAUGGCAAGAACAAGGCAGGAACCAUACUUCCUGCACCUCGAGCUUUGAUCGAGCAAAAAAAGAAUGCUGAUAGAUCUCAAAUUCCAUCUUUGGUGGAACUAGAGCUCAGUAAUCCUGGUAAGCAUUAUGUUCCAUGUGCAGAUGCGUACAGGACUUUGAGUCGACAUGCGAACUUCAGAAGAGCUGGGUUGAGCAGUGUUAUCAAUAACUUGAAUACAAAUGGAAUGUUUGUCGAAGUUGAAAGUAUUGUUAAAUGUCUUCGCCAAUUGGAUAGUCAGUUUGGAAGCAACUGA
Molecule: messenger RNA, 1617 nt
Organism: Brettanomyces nanus
Lineage: Eukaryota; Fungi; Ascomycota; Pichiomycetes; Pichiales; Pichiaceae
Exons: 1
Coding region: 1-1617 (538 amino acids)
Cellular component (GO): RNA polymerase II transcription regulator complex; nucleus
Molecular function (GO): transcription cis-regulatory region binding; DNA-binding transcription activator activity, RNA polymerase II-specific
Source: RefSeq, a predicted model, not a curated record